Molecule: messenger RNA, 3084 nt
Organism: Fonsecaea nubica
Lineage: Eukaryota; Fungi; Ascomycota; Eurotiomycetes; Chaetothyriales; Herpotrichiellaceae
Product: calcium-translocating P-type ATPase, SERCA-type
Exons: 3
Coding region: 1-3084 (1027 amino acids)
Biological process (GO): intracellular calcium ion homeostasis; calcium ion transmembrane transport
Cellular component (GO): membrane
Molecular function (GO): ATP binding; ATP hydrolysis activity; P-type calcium transporter activity
Source: RefSeq, a predicted model, not a curated record
AUGGAGCACGCAUAUGUUCGCGCCACAGAAGAGGUGCUGAGCCAUUUUCAUGUCACCGAAGCAGCCGGUCUGUCGUCUGCGCAAGUCGCGGAAUCCAGGAAACGAUAUGGAAACAACUCUCUCCCAGAAGACCCUCCCACGCCCCUCUGGCAACUCGUUCUUGAACAGUUCAAAGACCAAUUAGUUCUCAUACUGUUGGGUUCGGCUGCUAUAUCUUUCAUCCUGGCCCUGUUUGAAGAGUCGGACGACUGGACUGCGUUUGUCGACCCUGUGGUAAUCUUGACAAUCCUCAUCUUGAAUGCGAUCGUCGGUGUGACACAAGAAAGCAGUGCUGAAAAGGCAAUUGCAGCGUUACAAGAAUAUUCCGCAAACGAAGCGAAGGUGAUUCGGGAUGGACACGUCCAGAAGAUCAAGGCAGAGGAGCUUGUGCCAGGAGACAUUGUUACAGUCGCCAUUGGAGAUCGGAUACCGGCCGACUGUCGACUGUUGUCCAUUCAAAGCAACAGUUUCGCCGUGGACCAGGCUAUCUUGACAGGCGAGAGCGAGAGUGUGAGCAAGGAUUGCAAAGCCGUAGACGAUGUGCAGGCUGUCAAACAAGAUCAGGUCAACAUGCUCUUCUCUGGUACAACAGUGGUGACGGGACACGCUACCGCCAUCGUCGUUCUUAUUGGUAGUUCCACGGCGAUAGGCGACAUCCACGAGAGCAUUACCUCGCAAAUUUCGGAGCCAACGCCACUCAAGGAGAAGCUCAACGAUUUCGGCGACACCCUAGCCAAGGUCAUUACAGUAAUUUGCGUAUUGGUCUGGCUGAUCAACAUCCAACAUUUCAAUGAUCCCUCGCACGGUGGAAGCUGGGCAAAAGGUGCCAUCUACUACCUCAAAAUCGCCGUGUCAUUGGGCGUUGCUGCAAUCCCAGAAGGUCUCGCCGUGGUUAUCACAACAUGUCUCGCUUUGGGCACGAGAAAAAUGGCGGCUAAGAACGCCAUUGUCAGGAGUUUGCCAUCGGUCGAAACGCUGGGUAGCUGCAGUGUGAUAUGCUCCGACAAAACCGGUACUCUCACGACCAACCAGAUGAGUGUUGCGAAGAUUGUCUAUCUCAGUGAGUCUGGCGAUGACCUGGAGGAAAUUGAAGUCACAGGGACCACCUUCGCCCCGACUGGAGAUCUCAUCCGCAAUGGCAAGAAGCUCGAGAAUGCUGCAGUAAACUCAGACACCAUCAAGCAAAUGUCAGAAGUCCUGGCGCUUUGCAACGAGGCUCAUUUGUCAUACGACGCAAAAAAUGACACGUAUGCAAGCAUCGGAGAACCUACUGAGGGAGCUCUUCGCGUUCUGGUUGAGAAGAUUGGCACCGGUGAUGGGGCAAAGAACGAAACUCGAGCCAGUUUGUCGGGCGCUGAGCGAGUAGAUUUUGCCAGUAAGUACUAUGAGGAAAAGCUUCCUCUGCAGGCAAUGUAUGAGUUCUCGAGGGAUCGAAAGAGCAUGUCUGUGCUGGCUGGAACAGGCCCAGCACAAAAGCUUCUCGUCAAGGGUGCCCCCGAAUCGAUCAUUGAACGCUGCUCUCAUGUCAUCCUGGGGUCCAAUGGCAAGAAAGUACCUAUCAACAAGCGGCACCAGGCGCUCCUGGCUCAGGAACUCGUUGCCUACGGGCGGCAUGGUCUUCGCGUGCUGGCGUUGGCCAGCGUCGAAAGCGUCAGUGGAAACGCGCUCCUGCGCACAGCAAAGAGCAACAAAGCGUAUGCCGAAUUGGAGCAGAACAUGACCUUGAUCGGGCUGGUCGGUAUGCUCGAUCCGCCUCGCCCAGAAGUGGCCAAGUCCAUCAUGAAGUGCAGAGAAGCAGGGAUCCGGGUGAUUGUGAUAACUGGUGACAAUCAGAAUACCGCCGAAACGAUCUGUAAACAGAUUGGCAUCUUCCAACCAGAUGAAGAUAUCACCGGCAAGAGCUUCACUGGUCGACAAUUUGACUCUCUCACAGAAAGCGAAAAGCUCGAAGCUGCAAAGACAGCGUCUCUGUUUUCUCGUGUCGAGCCCACUCACAAGUCGAAACUUGUCGACCUCUUGCAGGAAGCUGGCGAGGUAGUGGCCAUGACGGGUGAUGGCGUGAACGACGCCCCAGCACUGAAGAAGUCUGACAUUGGAGUGGCCAUGGGUACCGGAACCGACGUUGCGAAACUGGCCGCCGACAUGGUACUUGCGGAUGACAACUUUGCCACGAUUGAAGUUGCCAUUGAAGAAGGCCGCACCAUUUACAGCAAUACCCAGCAAUUCAUCAGGUAUCUCAUCUCGUCUAAUAUUGGCGAAGUGGUCUCGAUUUUCCUGACCGCUGCCAUGGGCUUACCCGAAGCCUUGAUUCCGGUCCAGCUUCUCUGGGUGAAUUUGGUCACGGAUGGUCUUCCAGCCACGGCUCUCUCGUUCAAUCCGGCUGAUCAUGAUGUGAUGCGGCGGACUCCACGAAAGCGCGAUGAGCCCCUUGUGUCUGGGUGGCUGUUCUUCCGAUACAUGGUCGUUGGCACAUAUGUGGGCGCCGCUACAGUUUUUGGCUAUGUCUGGUGGUUCAUGUUCUACCAAUCUGGCCCUCAAAUCAGCUUUACACAACUUCGAAGCUUCCACAGAUGUUCACCAACCAAUUCAAUCUUUGAGAAUGUCGACUGCGCCAUAUUCUCACCUUCAUCGGUGUCGACGCGCACUGCUUCGACCGUUUCCUUGUCCAUCUUGGUUGUGAUCGAGAUGUUCAACGCAAUGAAUGCCCUCAGCUCUUCGGAAAGCUUGCUUCAACUUCCGCUCUGGAAGAACAUGAAGCUGAUCUACGCAAUUUGUCUCUCCAUGCUUCUACACUUUGCCAUUCUGUACACACCCAUUCUGCAGGGCGUCUUCUCCAUUGAAGCUCUGGGGUGGGAUGAGUGGGCGGCUGUGCUAUGGAUCUCGGCGCCUGUCAUCUUGAUAGACGAAGUCCUCAAGGCGGCCGAGAGGGCCCUGUAUGUGAAUUCCAAGGCGGAACGGAGGAGACGGGCCAGUAUCUCGGGUGGAAGUGGGUUGAAAGGGGAAGGGAAUGGGGUCGUGGCCAACGGCAAAAUCAAGGCGAAUUGA